AACAGACAGAGAAUGUCGUCCGUACGAAUAAGACGAGAUGAAAAUUCUUCGGAUCUUCCACCCCAUAUUGAAAAAGAAUUGGAAAAAAGAAAAAAUGAUUGGCAACAUGAAGUUGAAAGGUUACAACAAGAAUUCUUCAAGAUGCCGCUGCCAAAAUCAAAUGAACAAAGUUACAGACCAACUUUUCAAACAAACACAAAUCAGCCGGAAGCUAUUCAAGCUUUACCUGGUGAAGAUGACGAAAGACAUAAAGAUUUGCUAAGAAAAGUUCUUGCAAGAGAUCAAGAUGAUUUUGUUGUUGAAUUCGAUUUAAGCGAAUUUGAUCAGGAGAGCGUUAAAAUUAGUCUAUCCGAUAAAUCACGCAAUUUAAUUGUUAGUGCUAAAAAGGAGGCGAAGGAAGGCGAUACGACAACAACCAGAAAUUUUAGGAAAGAAGUUCAUGUUCCCUUUAACAUCGAUUUAAAUACACUUCAAUCUAAAUUGGUGGAUGGUAAUCUCAGGAUAAGUGGAAGAAAAGAACAAAAGGAACCUCCACCCAGCUACGAAGAGUUUGAUAUUGAACCAUAUACCUCUAACAAUAUGCAAUUAGAUACAAUUGACAGUGUGCUGCAAAAUCCGUAUUAUGAUUCUAGCUUUGAAGUCGCCAAACCGGAGAUGACGCUUUCUAGUCAAUCAAAUAAACUCAAAGCUAUUGAAUCAAAUCCUGAUAAGAUAACAAAGCUAGAAGUUAAUAUUGGAAUUACCUACAAAGCUGAAAACGUCACAAUCAAGGUAACGCCUGAUAAAAUAAGCAUUGUAGCUGAAAAAGAAGAAAAAAUUGGUUCGCAGACUUCUAAACGGCAAUUCGUAAGAAAUUUUCAAAUGACCGACAAGAUAAAUGUUUGGUCUGUAGAAGCGGUUUCAUCUGAUGGAGUAGUUACAAUAUGCGCAUGUGCUGCUGAUGCUGAUCUUGAAGAAGUUAGAAGAGAACUACGAAGAAAUUUACCCAUUUCUGGAAAACGAUGCCGAGUUAUUCAAGAGUCUUAAGAAAUUGAGUUAUUUUAAAGACAUGUAGAACUGAUCGAAGGAUAAUAAUAAAGCUUUAAUAGUUCCAAUAUUUAUGUUAUUAAUGGCAAUAAUUAAAUAUUAUUAUUUUUCUCUUUCUCACACAUAGUCUCUCUCUUUCCCUUUCUAUUGUCUGAAUUCUCUUUUCUCUCUAUAUAUAUAUAUAUUUGCUGAAAAUAAAUAAUACGUCUAUUUGUUAAGUGUGUGUAGUCCCAUUAUUGAUAGCUUAGAUUUUCGAAAGCGGCGAC
Molecule: messenger RNA, 1292 nt
Organism: Dimorphilus gyrociliatus
Lineage: Eukaryota; Metazoa; Annelida; Polychaeta; Dinophilidae
Source: the annotation of a GenBank genome assembly